UAAAGAUUGAUUUUUUGUCUUGUUUGUAAACGUGUAUACGAUCAGCGUAUUUACGUCGUUCACGUGUUUGGUUGUUUUUGUAUUUUUUUUUUUUGCUAUAAUGUUCUUCCCUGCCGUCACCCGAAAUUGAGGUCCGUUGAAUUUAUUUAAAGCUCACCGUCAUGACCGCCGUCAAAACGUGUCGGUCGACAAAGUGCGCACAGAACUGGCGUAUCGCCAACGCCGUACGCCUGUCAUGUUUUUUACCGCUUGCCGUUCGACAACGACCAUGACAAUAAUAUUGUGCACUGUGCAGUAACUGGAUUAACAGUAUCGCAAAAAAACAUUGACUGAUCUGACAUUUUUAAAUCGUGAUCGCAUUAUGCACCCUUCCAAGGGACUGUUUCGAAACGUUUAUUUCCAGCCAUACAACGAUCGGAGAAACGUGAAACUAUAUACUGCCGCUAAAGACAGCAAGCAUUUAGUGGAGAGGAUAUCAUUAGAAAAAGUGUUAGAAAGCCAUCGUGGUUGUGUGAACUCAUUAAAUUGGAAUGAUUCUGGUAGCUUAUUGUUAUCUGCUGGUGAUGAUAAGCGUUUACUGAUCACAGAUCCAUUUUCUUACAAAGUGAAUUUGGAUUAUGCUACUAAUCAUAAAACCAAUAUACUUUGUGCUAAAUUUUUGCCUACUUCAAAUAACAGGAUAAUUUCAUGUGGUGGAGAUGGAGCUAUUCUUAAUCUUGAUCUAGAGCGGUUAGAUGAAUCAUGUUGGAAUUUUUUCACUUGUCACAAAGGCACCUGUUAUGAAUUAGAAACAUUACCAGGGGAGCCUCAUAGUUUUAUUAGCUGUGGAGAGGACGGAACUGUUCGUGAAUUUGAUCUCAGAAGUCGUGUGAAAUGUACAAAACGUCAUUGUCCUGAGGUCGUGUUGCUUGAUUGUGGUAAUCCAGUUAACGCUAUUGCUUUAAAUCCAGUAAAACCAUAUCAACUUGCAGUUGCAACGUCAGACAGUAUAGUUAGAAUAGUAGAUAGACGUAAAAUAGUUCAGCAAGGUUUUACAAAAAAAAUUAUUCCAGAAUACACCUUUACAGUUCCUCAUUUGAACCAUCGUUCCUAUCGCAUGACAUCAUUGUCAUUUUCACCUGAUGGCGGAGAAAUGUUAGUUAGUUAUUCAAAUGAAAAUAUAUAUUUAUUCAAUGUUGAUAAACAAAAUUCAAAUGGGACAGUUGUUGUAAACGAUUAUCUAAAAAAUCCACCUAAACCACCACCUUACAGGCAUCUUAGAGUGAGAGGCGAUUGGACGGACACAGGACCAUUAGCUAGGCCAUCUCAUCCUUCAUUGAAUAGAUCAAGAUUUGAUUCAACGUUAAUGGGAAGAAUGACAGUGAUGUUAGUACAUGUAUUGAAUACACCCUCAUUACGAUCAGUCGUAAUGCAAGAUUAUGGACGCAGUAAUUUUUUAAAUCCAUCUCGAAUAGAACUAAGAAAUAAUAAUAAUGAGACGAAUGCUGGUAGCUCAUCGGCAAGUAUUCCAAAUGAAAUUUUAGAAGUAGUCGAUGCUACAAAUGAAGAAGUUCCUAUGGAUGUUGAUGUUGAAAGUAUUCUCACUACAAGUCCACCUUCCAACACUCAUCUUGAACAAUCAAGUUCAAAUAUUAAUAACCCAACAAUUGAAAAAUGCAAGUAUCUAAAAAAAAAGUAUCCUCAACAUCCAGAAUUUGACGAUAAUGUGCCUGUUCAGCCAAUCAUACGACAAUAUAAAGGUCAUCGAAAUUCAAGAACUAUGAUCAAGGAAGCUGUGUUCUGGGGCAAUGAUUUUAUUAUGUCUGGCAGUGAUUGUGGUCAUGUGUUUGUUUGGGAUCGUCAAACUUGUGAAAUAGUCAUGUUGUUGUUGGCGGAUAGUCAUGUAGUUAACUGUAUUAAACCACAUCCUACUUUACCUUUGUUGGCUACUUCUGGAAUUGAUCAUAAUGUUAAACUGUGGAGUCCACGAGCCGAAGAUAGCAGGUUUUCCAGGUCCUAUGCAGACGAGAUUGUUGAAAGAAACAAGCUAUUGAUAGAUGAAUUAAGAGAUACUAUAACAGUACCUUCAAUUUUUAUGGCAAGAAUGUUGGCUUGUAUUUGUCAUAUAAGACGAAGUCGAGGGAGACGAGAGAACACUAGAAAUGGCCUUUUACACACCUUAGAUGCACAAAAUAUGUUGAACAAUGAAUUAUCCACGAAUGACGAUGUUGAAUAUUUAGAUUUGUCGGCCUCUGAUAGUUCUCAAGACGAGAGUGAAUUAUAGUUAAAUUUUAUUAUUAUCUUUUUUUUAUAUGAUGUUUUAGACUUAGAAUAAAACAAAUAACAUUGAAAUGUCAUAAAACCAGUAUAUUACAUGCCUUUCAUUUUGUUAUCUGUUAUAACUUAAAAUUGUUUAAUCAAGUAUAAUCUAUACUUUUAGUAUUAAUCAAUUUUAUUUGAAUAAAAAAAGUUACAAGAAUAAUAAUAAGUAAGAAACAUUUUUUUUUGUCAUCCUAUUUUUUCCUGAAAUAUUUGUUUAAAAGAUGUUUGCUUGUGUUGAAUUUUAGAGUUAGAAAAUUGAUUGUUUAGGUGGUUUUUAUUUAAAUGUCUAUAAUUGAAUUGUGUAGUUUAUAAUAGAUAAUAGCAUUUACUAUUGUGACUACUAUGUGGUAUGUAGACAGUACAGUAUAAUAAUACAAAUUAUAUUGUUUAAAGUAUACAGAUUUUUGCUAAUUUUUUAUAUUUAUUGAAAUAUUUACUUGAAACAGUAGUAGGUACUAUAUUUUGAUGUAUUUGUUAUUGAGAAAGAAUGACAUCAUACAAGUGUUUCUCUUUUUUCCAUCUGUGGACACAUAAGAAAUUUGAUUCCAAAAAAUGUAUAAAUUCUUUUUUGUGAAGGUGUAUACUAAAUAUUAAUGUUUGUUAAUAAUACAUUUGUUAUUACUUUUGAUUAUCCUAGACUGAGUGUAACCUGCUGUUUGUGUUCUAUGACUUAAUGUUUUAAAAUAA
This is a messenger RNA of Adelges cooleyi (spruce gall adelgid), 2988 nucleotides long. RefSeq names its product DDB1- and CUL4-associated factor 6-like. Gene Ontology annotation, cellular component: cytoplasm; Cul4-RING E3 ubiquitin ligase complex. Gene Ontology annotation, molecular function: protein binding. Gene Ontology annotation, biological process: positive regulation of transcription by RNA polymerase II. The record is from RefSeq and is a predicted model, not a curated record. The transcript is spliced from 11 exons. Lineage: Eukaryota; Metazoa; Arthropoda; Insecta; Hemiptera; Adelgidae. The coding region runs from base 362 to 2263 and encodes 633 amino acids.